AUGAAAGUUAUGCCAGUGAACAGGGCGAUCGUAGUUACUUUAGCUACAUGUCUGCUUUUAGCUUCAAAAACCAUCUGCCACAAUGAAUUAUUAAUGACCAGCUUGCAGAGUAGAGAAGAAACCAGUGAGAAAAACUAUUCUGAGUCUAGUGAAGACCUUAUAGAAGAAAAACAGAGAAGUGUGAAUCUUGAAGAACUGAAAGACUGGGAGCUGAAGAACAUAGUUAAGAUGAGUGGACCGGCUGGGAAGGUAGUGCCAAGUUCAAAGGCUAAUUUGCCACUGAGAUUUGGCCGGAACUUUCUGGAAAGAAGAAACAUCAAACCUGCAGCCAACCUGCCCCUCAGGUUUGGAAGGGCUUUUAAACAUUUCUCACACAGUUUUGAGAAAGUUCCUUCAGUUCAAAGUUUCUUCCAUUUGCUGGCCAACCUACCACAAAAAUUUGGAAGAUCCCUUCAAGGCACCCAAGAUUGUGACCAGAUCAAAAAUAGGUGA
This is a messenger RNA of Candoia aspera, 492 nucleotides long. It is a transcript of the gene NPVF, whose product is annotated as neuropeptide VF precursor. The coding region runs from base 1 to 492 and encodes 163 amino acids. The record is from RefSeq and is a predicted model, not a curated record. Gene Ontology annotation, molecular function: signaling receptor binding. Lineage: Eukaryota; Metazoa; Chordata; Lepidosauria; Squamata; Candoiidae. Gene Ontology annotation, biological process: neuropeptide signaling pathway; negative regulation of gonadotropin secretion. The transcript has 2 exons.